AUGCGCAACAGAUCGGAUUGCCGUGUAGUAGAUGCGUCGCUACGAGAGGAGACGAAGCCUUGGAGUCGUGUGUGCGGGUACUUCGACGGCCUAGGACGAGAAGGUAAGAAAGAAGAAGAAGAAGAAGAUGAUGAUGAUGAUGAGAAGAAAGGAAAGCAAAAACCAGACACUGGGGAUUUGUUAUAUAUGCACUUCGUCUUUCCUGUUUGGGGGGGGGUUCCGAAGAUUGAAUCCUGGACGCCGCCUCUGUACUUGGGCCAGACGUCCUCUUCCGAAGAUGACGCCCGCACGCCGGAGACGUGCAUGAUUGCGCAGGAAUGCGAGCAAAUCGCAAAGGGAUCCAGCUUGCCUUCUCUCGAGAUCAUGCUGGAGCCGUCUCAGACGGGGCCGGAUCUGGUUCAGUAUCAUAGCGAGAUGCAUUACAUGACCAUCAUCAGCGAGCUUGUCGAUGCGAAGACGUCGAGCAGAGUGACGCGCAUCGUUGUGGAUGAUAGGAAGCCCGUGGCUACCAAGUCGACGCAGAUGAAGACGACGCAGGUCCGGGUCGUUAUUCAAGGGCUUGAUCCGCUGGAUGAAGAGUAUUUGAACAACAAGUCGGCGUUUAGCUUACCGUCCAAACACAACUGCGAAGCCAUGUUGCAGGCAUACUUUUCCCUCGGCCACCCUCACGUCCCCAUCCUCGACCCCGUCGAAUUCGUCAAGUCGUACUUGUCCGGCUCAUUCUCCCUCUUCCUCAUGCAAGCCAUCCUCGCCAACGCGGCGCUCUACGCGCCCAUGCCGCUGCUCGAGGCGUGCGGCUUCACUGCGAGAUGCGAGGCCAUCGAGACGUACUUUUCGAGGGCCAGCUUGCUGUACCAGUUUGGCUGCGAGAGGAACCAGCUGCGGUCGUUGCAAGGAUCGAUUGUCUUGGGGAUGACGGCCGUGACGGGGUCGUUUGACCGGGAUUUCAGGUACUGGAUUCACAAUGCGGUGAGAUUGGCUGUCAAGAUGGGGUUGCAUAAGAGUUUUGAACACAAAGAGACGGAAUCACCAACAUGUAAACUGUACCAACGAAUCUGGUGGGCUCUCUACAUCCGCGACAUCACGCUACUCCUCGGCGGCGCCCAAAACAUGCGCAUGAUCCACGCAGAAGACAACGAAGUCCUCACCAUCCCGACCCCCGAAUCCCUCGGCGACGACAUCCCAGCAUCUUACGCCCACAUCAUCCCUCCUCUCACACAGCAGCAACGCGAGUACUUCAUCGAAUACUGCCCAACAAAAUGCCUCUCCAUCUUGAAAUCCCACCCCCGCGAAACCCUCGACCUCAUCCAAUCCGAACUCCACCUCUGGCGCUCCUCCCUCCCCGAAUCCCUCCAGCCCAUCCACCGCCCGUCCCACGUCCGCAGCGACUCCAUCUGGCACAUGGUCCUCUUGACGUCGAGCUACCGCUACGAGAGCAUGCUCUGCCGCAUCCUGAGGAAGGAAUCCGAAGGCCGCGACCCGGAACUCCAGAAGAAAUCCGCCAUGGCCGUGAGAGCGGCGAUAUAUGAGCUCGAUGCCAUCAUCGGACGGGCCAUGGCGUAUGAUAUGCUUUCCAUGCUUCCAAUGUCAUGCAUCAGCAUUGGCCCAACUGUAUUAGCACUGCACCUCGAAAUCGUCCUCAGCCCAUCCGAAAGCGAAUCCGUAAAGUCUCGCUCCCGAAUCUACAUCCACCAAGCCAUCGUCUUUCUCCAACUGUGCCGCGAUCUCCCCUUUAUGAAAAUCGCCCUCGAUCUGGUCGACUGGGCGCUCACCAAGCAAAAUCUCCUCUCCAUCGAUAAGCUCAGCGCCCCUCCGCCUGUCCCGAGUCAUUUACAUCAACAAGAGCCGUUUGUGGAUCUGGACAAGGAAGCCAGUGGUGCAGUGGGAGAGAGCCAGGUUAAUGCGAACGUGUCUGUAUUUGAUGUAAUAGAGAGGCUGGAUGAGUUUCUGGAGCUUGGGGCAAUGGAUGAUACCCUGAUUUCGGAUCUAUGGCAAAACAUUUCUUAG
Messenger RNA from Trichoderma aggressivum f. europaeum, 2007 nucleotides. RefSeq names its product transcriptional regulator family: Fungal Specific TF. Bases 1 to 2007 code for a protein of 668 amino acids. The record is from RefSeq and is a predicted model, not a curated record. Gene Ontology annotation, molecular function: DNA binding; zinc ion binding. The transcript has 7 exons. NCBI's taxonomy places the organism in Eukaryota, Fungi, Ascomycota, Sordariomycetes, Hypocreales, Hypocreaceae. Gene Ontology annotation, biological process: DNA-templated transcription.